This is a messenger RNA of Patiria miniata (bat star), 2056 nucleotides long. Its product is annotated as cytochrome P450 2D3-like. Lineage: Eukaryota; Metazoa; Echinodermata; Asteroidea; Valvatida; Asterinidae. The transcript has 6 exons. Gene Ontology annotation, cellular component: cytoplasm; intracellular membrane-bounded organelle. Gene Ontology annotation, molecular function: iron ion binding; heme binding; oxidoreductase activity, acting on paired donors, with incorporation or reduction of molecular oxygen, reduced flavin or flavoprotein as one donor, and incorporation of one atom of oxygen. The record is from RefSeq and is a predicted model, not a curated record. The coding region runs from base 1 to 1533 and encodes 510 amino acids. Gene Ontology annotation, biological process: xenobiotic metabolic process.
AUGGCUGGUCAGAAUUCAGCUGUUUUUUCUUCGCUCACCGGCGCUCUCGAUCUCAAGUCUGCCGGAGUCUUCUUGCUGAUUUUCCUGGUGGUCUUGUGGCUGCUCCGAGGCCGACAGAAGAACCUUCCGCCGGGGCCGUGGCGAUGGCCCCUGCUGGGGAACAUUCCAGCCCUGGCCCGGUCCAAAAAGCUCAUUCACGAGUUGUUUAUGGAUUGGGGCCGGCAGUACGGCGGCGUCAUGUCGGUCGGGAUGUCGCCCUUUAGGUCUCCUAUCAUCGUCAUCAGCGACAUCGAUGCAGCUAAGGAGUUGCUGCUGAGUAAAGGAGAACGGCUCCUGGACAGAGCCCCUGUGCCGUCAGCAUCAACACUCACGGGUACAAAAGGAAGUUUUCUGUUUGCCGACGGCGAGUCUGCCAAAGAGCAGCGACACUUCGGCCUCGGUGCCUUUCGAAAACUCGGAGUCGGCAAGAAGAGCCUGGAGCACAAGAUCAACGAGGAGGCUCGAUACCUGGUGGAGAGAAUCGAAGCUAAAGAGCAUCGAUCCUUCGAUCCCAACCUCAUUAUCCACAACGCGGUGUCCAACAUCAUCUGCACCGUCUGUUUCGGGUACCGUUUCGAUUACGACGACCCGAAUUUCAAGAAGUUGGUGCGCAGUUUGCAGUAUAUCUUACACACUACCGGUUUUGGAUCGCUGGCAAAUAUGUUUCCCCUGCUCAUCCUAACCCCUCUCUACUCCAAAGUUCAUGGAUGUCUGAGAUACAUAAGAGAACGGAUCAACGGAAUUGUUCAGGAGCACCGGGAUUCUUAUGAUCCUAACGAUUUCCGGGACUUCAUCGAUCUGUACAUCGGGGAAAUCAAAGAGCGAGAGCGCAGCGGCGCCUCGGCGAGUACCAAGGACGCGACUUUCGCCUUUCAGCACAUCUGGCACUCGGUCUUUGACAUGUUCGGUGCGGGGACAGACACAACCUCAAACACGAUCCUGUGGCUGGUAGCUGCCGUGCUGAACCACCCCGAAGUGCAAGAAAAGAUCCAGAGAGAGAUCAGUGAGGUGGUUGGAGGUGACUGGCAGCCAUCUUGUGAGGACCGUCCCAGCAUGCCCUACACCAACGCGGUCCUGAACGAGAUACAGCGCUUCCGGCCCGUUGCGGCCUCUGCGCUACCCUACAAGGCGACUCAAGAAAUACAGUUGAGAGGCUACACCAUCCCGAAAGGGAACGAUGUGUUUUUUGCUCUGUGGACGAUGAUGAACGACCCCAGGGUUUGGGAUCGUCCAGAGGAGUUCAACCCUGACCGCUUUCUGAGCAAAGAUGGCACCAAACUCAUCCAACAUGAGGGAUUCAUACCCUUCUCAAUAGGUCGACGGAGUUGUCUUGGCGAGGGGCUGGCCAGGAUGGAGAUGUUCCUGUUCGUCACCAACCUGUUCCAGAGGUUCACUUUCAAGCUGCCGUUGGGGGCGCCCAAACCGUCCAUGAGGGGUGUUCCCAGCUUUACCUACGUACCAGAGCCGUUCGAUGUGUGCGCGGUUAAACGCUAAAUACUGAAAAGGGAUGACAUUUUGUUCAAGAUGGAGUGUACUGGAAUUUUCGACUGCACAGAGUUGAUCCUGAUUUUACUUGUUGGUGGUCCCAGAGAGCCCACCUAAUGUCCUCAUUGCACCCAUUGCACUGCCUCACUGUCACCUGUGAGCCGGGCAGUGCUAUUGUAUAGGAUUACCCGUAACGACAAUGAAUGGGCCCAAUCUGGCAAAUUAAGUUAAAAAGAAGAUUUUUUUUCUUUUCUUUUGCCAGGAAGAGAUGCAUGGAGAGACACCAGUGAAUGGACAUUCUGAAUGAUAAAAUGAUUUUUUUUAGCGUUUUGGGAGCGGUUUUACUGGGCUUGCCUUUAGACUUUGUUUACAAACCCACUUUUGUUGUAAUCCUUUAGUACGGUUUGCUCCCGCACUAGAAUUUUUUGGUAUUUAAUGAAUGUUUGUUAUGGUGGCUACGCGCGGGUAAAUACCCUAUAUAAGCACUGACUGGUUUUUAUUCGCUCCGAGUUGGUGCCCAUGUACAACCAUU